GGCCUGGCAGCGGUGAACCCGGACCAGCUGCUGUCGCCGCGGCGGGCGGGGGGAGCGAGCGCGGCGGCCGGCGCCGGCGAUCGGGCCUCAUGGACGCGCAGCGCGCCGCCGCGCUCCCGGCGGGAGAGGUAAGGCUGGCCUCUCUGCAGUCAGAGGCCUGAGCUCUGCCAUGGGGGUAGGGGUGUCCUUGCUCCUGCAGUUUUCUCUGACAUCCGGGGGCUACCGGAGUGCGGGCCGAAGCAGGCGCCUCAGCCGCAGAAGCAUCCCCAGGAGCACCCCCGCCAGGAGCUGGGAAAAGACUCAUCUCCAGCCCCACAGUCUCCAGGCAGAGGAAGGACCGAUGCUGGAACGACGCUGCAGGGGCCCCCUGGCCAUGGGCUCGGCCCAGCCCCAGCUCCUUUUGGGGCCCUCCCCGGAGUCGUCCCAGACCCUGGAGAAGGAGCCCCACCGGCUGAGGUUACAAGGUACCUCGAUGGCCCAGCCAGGCAGCCAGGCUCCAGGUCGGGUCCAUCGCUGUGCCCACUGUCGCAGGCACUUCCCCGGCUGGGUGGCCCUGUGGCUUCAUGCCCGACACUGCCAGGCCCGGCUGCCCCUGGCCUGCCCGGAAUGUGGCCGCCGCUACCGACACGCCCCCUUCUUGGCACUGCACUGCCAGGUCCAUGCGGCAGCCACACCAGACCUGGGCUUCUCCUGCCACCUCUGCAAGCGGAGCUUCCGAGGCUGGGUGGCCCUGGUACUGCAUCUGCAGGCCCACUCGGCUGCCAAGCGGCCCAUCGCCUGCCCCGAGUGUGAGAGACGCUUCUGGCGACGAAAGCAGCUUCGAGUGCAUCUGCGGAGGCGCCAUCCCCCGACCCCCGAGGCCCGGCCCUUCAUAUGCGGCAAUUGUGGCAGGAGCUUCGCCCAGUGGGACCAGCUCGUCGCUCACAAACGGGUACACGUAGCCGAGGCCCUGGAGGAGGCAGCAGCCAAGGCUCUUGGGCCUCGGCCCAGGGGCCGCCCGGCAGUGACCGCCCCCCGGCCCGGGGGGGACGCCGUGGACCGCCCCUUCCAGUGCGCCUGCUGUGGCAAGCGCUUCCGGCACAAACCCAACCUGAUUGCCCACCGCCGCGUGCACACGGGCGAGCGGCCCCACCAGUGCCCCGAGUGUGGGAAGCGCUUCACCAACAAGCCCUACCUGACCUCACACCGGCGCAUCCACACGGGCGAGAAGCCCUACCCGUGCACCGAGUGCGGGCGCCGCUUCCGCCACAAACCCAACCUCCUGUCGCACAGCAAGAUCCACAGGCGGUCCGAGGGGUCCGCCCAGGGCGCCGCCAGCACCGCGGGGCCCCGGCUUCCAGCCGCGCCCCCGGAAUCUCCAGCAGAGCCCGCCCCGGCGCCUGUCCGGGAGCCUGCCCCCGAGCCCCUGCUGGAGGCCCCCGGAGAGGGCCCCCGGGACCAGGCGGAGGGGGCCCCGUCUCUCUACAGCUGCGAGGACUGCGGCAGGAGCUUCCGGCUGGAGCGGUUCCUGCGGGCCCACCAGCGGCAGCACACGGGGGAGCGGCCCUUCGUCUGCCCCGAGUGCGGGAAGGACUUCGGCAAGAAGACCCACCUGGUGGCCCACUCGCGGGUCCACUCCGGGGAGCGGCCCUUCGCCUGCGAGGAGUGUGGGCGCCGCUUCUCCCAGGGGAGCCACCUGGCCGCCCACCGGCGCGACCACGCGCCCGAGCGGCCCUUCGUGUGCCCGGACUGCGGCAAGGCUUUCCGCCACAAGCCCUACCUGGCGGCCCACCGGCGCAUCCACACGGGCGAGAAGCCCUACGUGUGCCCCGACUGCGGCAAAGCCUUCAGCCAGAAGUCCAACCUGGUGUCCCACCGGCGCAUCCACACCGGCGAGCGCCCCUACGCCUGCCCCGACUGCGACAGGAGCUUCAGCCAGAAGUCCAACCUCAUCACCCACCGCAAGAGCCACAUCCGGGACGGCGCCUUCUGCUGUGCCAUCUGUGGUCAGACCUUUGACGACGAGGAGAAGCUCCUGACCCACCAGAAGAAGCAUGACGGCUGAGGGCAGGGCGUCGUUCACGAGGGAGAGACGCAGUGGGGCCGCGGGGCCGUGCUGCUGUGGGUGUAGCGAGGGCUGGAGGGGCAGGCCCCGUUGCAGAGGGAGGUCAGCCCCACACCUUAGGCCAGGGAGCCAUGCUGGGCACAGGGACCCGGCCUCCCGCUGGCGUUUGCCACGGUUCCCUCCUCGCUGCCCUGCGCCCUGGAAAAGUAGCAAUAGCACCUGUGCCCACCCCGUAGUGUCUGUCCUCUGCUGGAGGGGCUGCCGGUGGGCAGGAUGGCCCUUCUCUGGUGGUAACGCCUUAAUGUCCCUGCCUUUGAUUUUGAGCUUCAGCUUGUUUUUGGAAGUAGGUGUGGUAGUCCUUAGUAAAGAGCACUUGGGAAGCAAAGCGGACCAGCUGGAUGUAGCUGGGAAACCUGUUGGCCUUGUUGGGCAGCCCUGGGAGGUGAAGCCAAGCUGCUCUGACCUGUCCCUCUGCUGCCCUCCCACCUGCCCCUGCUUUGGUACCCAUCUCAUCUGGGAGAGACCCAUCUGCUGUUAGUCUGGCUUCCCUUUCCUCCCUAAAGGUCAGUUCUGGGUUCUGAACAGGUCACCCCAUUUGAU
Pipistrellus kuhlii (Kuhl's pipistrelle) is the source of this 2644-nucleotide messenger RNA. It is a transcript of the gene REPIN1, whose product is annotated as replication initiator 1. Gene Ontology annotation, cellular component: nucleus. Bases 170 to 2044 code for a protein of 624 amino acids. The record is from RefSeq and is a predicted model, not a curated record. Gene Ontology annotation, molecular function: DNA-binding transcription activator activity, RNA polymerase II-specific; RNA polymerase II cis-regulatory region sequence-specific DNA binding. The transcript is spliced from 3 exons. Gene Ontology annotation, biological process: regulation of transcription by RNA polymerase II. NCBI's taxonomy places the organism in Eukaryota, Metazoa, Chordata, Mammalia, Chiroptera, Vespertilionidae.